GCGACAGGACGCGCGCUGCCGGCGGGUGGCAGGUGCGCCGGGGAGCGAGCCGGUGCUCAGCCUUCUCGGCGGACGGCGACGCUCGGGAGCUCGGGCAUCUCAGGCCCGGGGAACCUGGUUGGACCCAAGAUGCCAGCGAUCGCGGUGCUGGCGGCGGCCGCGGCGGCGUGGUGCUUCCUCCAAGUGGACAGUCGGCACCUGGACGCGCUCGCCCGUGGCGCGGCCCUCAACAACGGCAAUUUCCUAGACAAUGACCAGUGGCUGAGCACCGUCUCCCAGUACGACCGAGACAAGUACUGGAACCGCUUCCGAGACGAAGUUGAGGAUGAUUAUUUCAGAAACUGGAAUCCCAACAAGCCCUUUGACCAAGCCCUGGACCCAUCCAAGGACCCCUGCCUGAAGGUGAAAUGCAGCCCUCACAAAGUAUGUGUGACCCAGGACUACCAGACAGCUCUGUGUGUCAGCCGCAAGCACCUGCUGCCCAGGCAAAAGAAAGGAAAUGUCGCCCAUAAACACUGGGUUGGACCUUCAAAUCUGGUCAAGUGCAAGCCCUGCCCGGUGGCACAGUCAGCCAUGGUCUGCGGAUCCGACGGCCACACCUACACAUCCAAGUGCAAGUUGGAAUUCCAUGCUUGCUCUACAGGCAAAAGCCUCAGAUCCCUGUGUGAUGGGCCCUGUCCGUGUUUGCCUGAGCCAGAGCCACCGAAACCCAAGGCAGAGAAGAGUGCCUGUACUGACAAGGAGUUGAGGAACCUUGCUUCCCGGCUGAAGGACUGGUUUGGGGCUCUUCACGAAGAUGCUAACAGAGUCAUCAAGCCCACCAGCUCCAAUGUAGCCCAAGGCAGGUUUGACACCAGCAUCCUGCCUAUCUGCAAGGACUCCCUGGGCUGGAUGUUCAACAAGUUGGACAUGAACUACGACCUUCUGCUGGACCACUCAGAAAUCAAUGCCAUCUACCUGGACAAGUAUGAGCCCUGCAUUAAGCCUCUCUUCAACUCCUGUGACUCCUUCAAGGAUGGCAAGCUCUCUAACAAUGAAUGGUGCUAUUGUUUCCAGAAGCCUGGAGGCCUUCCUUGCCAGAAUGAAAUGAACAGAAUUCAGAAGCUAAGCAAGGGGAAAAGCCUACUGGGGGCAUUCAUACCUCGGUGUAACGAAGAAGGCUAUUACAAGGCCACGCAGUGCCACGGCAGCACGGGGCAGUGCUGGUGUGUGGAUAAAUAUGGGAACGAACUGGCCGGCUCCAGGAAACAGGGCGCCGUGAGCUGUGAGGAGGAGCAGGAAACCUCGGGGGAUUUUGGCAGUGGUGGCUCUGUGGUCCUGCUGGAUGACCUGGAGGAUGAACGGGAGCUAGGACCAAAGGACCGAGAGGGCAAGCUCAGGAUGCACACCCGGGCCGCGACGGAGGACGAUGAGGACGAGGAGGACGACAAGGAGGAUGAGGUCGGGUAUAUAUGGUAGUGCCCUCAAGGGGAGAGGACACGCGUUUUGCACAAAUUGCAAGUCACUUCCUGCAUUUGUAUCUAAGACUCCAAGGCACCUCGGUCUCUUCUCCACUGUUGCUCUCUGUACCUGGCGUAAGGUCUGGAAGACACUUGCUCAUUCCCAGAGCAUUCUGAUUUUACACACGGCUGUGUGGGAGAAAGGAUGUUUUCAUUUCCUGUUUCCAUGUGUACUGGAUAAGAGAAUGGCUGGCUGAAUUACAGCCUCCUCCCCUCCUGUGAGGUGUUUGCAACUAGCAUGUGAUUUGUGUGCAGGGAGCCCCCACCCUCUCAAAUGCCCAAGACCCCCUCUGACUCCCCACAUCGGUGGUUACUACAGCAUGGUUCCCAGCCUUUCUGGUGUCUAAGUGCUUUUCUUGUGUCCUGUAGAUGUUGUGGGAAACGCACCACAGUGCACCCUUGAGCCCCUGCUCCCACUAGCCGUGGUAUUUAUCAAGCCCCUUUUGGACAAUUCAUUUUUUUAAUUCAUUUUGAGGGUCUGGAUGCUUCUCUCUGCACAUGCAUGAGAUUGUGUGUGUGUGUGUGUAUGUCUUGUGCAAACACACACCUCUCAGAAAAGCCUGACUCGUGUGAAAAACACAACGAAUCAACUUGUUCUGACCCAGAAGGCAAUUUCUAGGAUAAAUUCGGAUCAAGGUUUGGUAUCGCACUAACAGUCGGCACCUGCAGAGGGUCCUUCUCUAUGCAGCGGCAGUACCCGAGCCUCUUUGAUUUCGAUCAGCCUCCACUUGCCUAAAUCGCAGAAGCCAUGCCAGUGAUCACGCAGCUUCCCAAGCCAUGUCUUCAUUUCAACUCAGCCCCCCCCUUCCCCCCCCCCACGAACACACCUUCCCUACCUACUCAAGGGCUUUUUCUAAGACAAGACACGCACACCUAGAACCUGUUCUCAGAAAAGACAGUAGCAGGGUAUGCCCAAAAAUAAAAUUUAAGAUCUUACUGUUUUGUUUUUGUCCCUUUUCUUUCACAAAUCACAAAGUCUGGUUAUCCUUCAUUUGAAAGAAUCCCAAAUGGAGACCUAGAAAAAACUUUCUAGUAGCACCUGGAGGCACCGUCCAGGCACUACUGACAAAGUGCUUCUGCCACUGCCUUUCUUCCCUGAGCUCAUUAAAGGAAUCAGUAGGGCCAUCGUCUCCACCUUCAUUCGGACUUCUCUUCCCACAAGAACCAAAGAAUCGACUUUGCAAACAGCCCCAGUCGGGCCAGUGCUGGGAUGCAAACCCCACGCUGCUUGCUUCCUUUCUAGCCAGUUUCCCUAACCUACGAACCAGGCCAGAUUCCCCUGGCUUCCCUUCCCCACAAGACAGCUAGCUACAUUAACUCAGGCAAAAAAAAAAAAAAAAAAAAAAAAAAAGUGCAUAUACAGCCAAACCAGGAUCACAGUGGCAGAACCAAUCCCCCACCUUAAGUUAGUUAGCAGUGCCCAGUCUUCACACAGGCUAUGCAAAGCAACAUCAACCCUGGAGUUGUUCUCAAUGGGAAACGAGAGACUUGGUACCACUCACUCCUGUGGCCAGACAGACACAGUAUGGCCAAGACUCUAUAUGGAAUUGGGCCUGAUGGAGACCAGAGAGCUAGACUGGGAUCUUAACCCCAUCACUCUCAUUUCCACGGGUAUUUUUUUCCCCACUCAAGCAAAUCUGAGAUCAUAAUUUAGAAAGCAGGUGCUUAAUAACAGCUAAAUUAUAAUGGAGUACAUAACAAUUCAAGGACUAUUAAGAUAUCUCUGUUUAGACCAUCAACUAAAACCAUUGUUACUGUUUCCUUUGAGCUUGGAAAAGUACACAGGAGAACAAAUUAAAAUCGACAAAAUUGCUUUCUCUAAGAGAAUGCCAAGGAUCCAAGUGAACCAUGAUCUUCAUUUGCCUAAUUAUCUUAUGACGAGUGUCAAAUAAAGAUGAUACUUUAAGAUCCUUAGCAUUAAUCUAAUGAUGGAGAAGAGCACUUAACAGGCAAUUCCCAGGAAGGUAACAAGAAGCCAUUUCCAGAUCAACUGAACAACAUUACCAUCCCUUCUCACACCCCAUUCUGGCUUGACAGCAUUAGGUUUUUAAUGACCUGGAGUACUUUCUACCAGUGCUUAGGAUUCAAUUUUGAGUUACCUUAUACUUAGAAGUAAUUCUUUUGGGAAGGUGCCCUUUAUUUAGAAGUAUACAUAAAUUUUGGGUGUUUUUUUUUUUGUAAUGGUAUUUGUGAUAACUCAUCCCUUCUUUGAGACAGGCAUUAGAUUGAACCCUAACUUAUUUUUAGAAAUCCUUUGGGGAAUAACUUUAUAGAAUAAGAAAGUUAUUUACCUACCAUGACUGUGGCAUCUAACUUAAACCUUAGGAUUUUCUUUGGCCAUGGUUAAGUUGCCUACCAUAUGUGUGUCUUUUAUUUCUACCAAUAUCUGAGGCAUGGGAAUGCCUUCAUAUUGAGUUUGAGGGCUUUGGAAUAGUUUCUCCUUUAUGCUCAUUUCCCUAUCUACCCAUAAAAUGCAAUGUGUCCCUCCAGGUCUGCCCGCUGCUCUUCCCACAAUUCCAUUGGGUCUGGUUUUGUUAAACCUCACCACACUGUACACUAACAUCCAAGAGCCCUUUCUACAGUGGUGGUUUCGGUCUUUUUCUACCUUUUGCUCAAAGUCACUAUGUUUGUCCUUGUUCCAUGUGUAGCUUUGUAACAGAACACAUCAAAUCCAGAGUGUCCGUCUGUUGUCCCAAUGGUAGAUGAAAUAGUGACGUAGAAACCCUAGUAUUCUGAAUGCUUUUCCGCGUAGACUUCGCUGGAAUGUGAACACACCUCUUUGGUUAAUAGCAACUGCUGAGCUGUAGUCCUGAGUAGGUGCAUUUCUGUCUGUCUAAAUAAAUUUUACUUUGUCUGCAA
Molecule: messenger RNA, 4358 nt
Organism: Jaculus jaculus (lesser Egyptian jerboa)
Lineage: Eukaryota; Metazoa; Chordata; Mammalia; Rodentia; Dipodidae
Gene: Spock1
Product: SPARC (osteonectin), cwcv and kazal like domains proteoglycan 1
Exons: 12
Coding region: 130-1458 (442 amino acids)
Molecular function (GO): protein binding; calcium ion binding
Source: RefSeq, a predicted model, not a curated record